AUGUCGAAUCAGCACCAACAGAUUUCGAGCGAAUCGUAUCUCUUCGCAUUGCGGGAAUAUCAACAAGCAAGCCUUGAAUUUAUUUCAAGACUGUCAGCGGAGAACCAUGCACUGAAGUGUGAGAUCGAUACACUCAAGAAAGAUAACACUCAACUGACUGCUCGUAUUGGAGGUCUGGAAGCCCUGUGCCGCGAGAAGGAUGCAGCGUUUGCAACACUCCAACAGAGGGCCGAAGCACACGCCCCGGUUAAGCUCGAAAUUCCCAAACGAAUUCGCUUCAAAAUGACAGAAACCGCGCCCCGCACACCAGAGUACAACAUGGCGUUAGGACGACCACUCAAUCCUGUAUUAUUCAAAGCAACGAGCGGGGCAAAAGAGGCCAAUGCAGCGACAGGACAGGCGAUAACACGAAACGAGUGA
Capsaspora owczarzaki ATCC 30864 is the source of this 420-nucleotide messenger RNA. RefSeq lists its product as hypothetical. The transcript has 3 exons. The record is from RefSeq and is a predicted model, not a curated record. Lineage: Eukaryota; Filasterea; Ministeriida; Capsasporidae. Bases 1 to 420 code for a protein of 139 amino acids.